This is a messenger RNA of Ostrinia nubilalis (European corn borer), 2697 nucleotides long. Its product is annotated as cyclic nucleotide-gated channel rod photoreceptor subunit alpha. Gene Ontology annotation, molecular function: intracellularly cGMP-activated cation channel activity; protein-containing complex binding; intracellularly cAMP-activated cation channel activity. Gene Ontology annotation, biological process: monoatomic cation transmembrane transport. Gene Ontology annotation, cellular component: plasma membrane; intracellular cyclic nucleotide activated cation channel complex. The coding region runs from base 1 to 2697 and encodes 898 amino acids. The record is from RefSeq and is a predicted model, not a curated record. The transcript has 16 exons. Lineage: Eukaryota; Metazoa; Arthropoda; Insecta; Lepidoptera; Crambidae.
AUGAUGACGUGCCGGCUGGGCUCGCGGCGGCUGGGCGGCUCCCGCGGCUCGCUGCAGGCCGGCACCGCGUGCACCGCCGCCAGCGAGCUCGACCUCUCCACGCGGUCCCGGAGAGCACACAAAGCGAGAUUAAAACUGCUGGGUGCUAGCGGCGAGGCGCCCCUCCUCGCCGGCUGGCGAAGUACGCCGCACACGCCGCACGCGCCCGCAACGCCGGCGCCGCACCACUCACACAACCACCUCGCUCCUCCGCAUUGCAACGGCACUGACAGGCUAAGUACGCCGAGGAGGGACGCCAUGCCGGCGCCGCACCACUCUCACAACCACCUCGCUCCUCCGCAUUGCAACGGCACUGACAGAGUUAGGCUACCGCUGGGAGCUAGUUACAAGGCGCCUCUCCUCGGUGGCAGGCUAAGUACGCCGAGGAGGGACGCCAUGCCGGCGCCGCACCACUCUCACAACCACCUCGCUCCUCCGCAUUGCAACGGCACUGACAGGCUACCGCUGGGAGCUAGCUACAACGCGCCACUCCUCGCCGGCUGGCGAAGUACGCCGCACACGCCGCACGCGCCCGCAACGCCGGCGCCGCACCACUCACACAACCACCUCGCUCCUCCGCAUUGCAACGGCACUGACAGUGGCAGCAGAGGCGGUCUCCGACGGCGGUCGACAUACGCGAGCGGUCGGCUGCGCUCCGGCCCGCACUGGUCGUUCGUGUUCGACCCAGCGGGUCGGCUCUGCUAUUACUGGUCGAUGGUCGUGUCGCUAGCCUUCCUCUACAACCUCUGGGUCAUCGUGUAUAGGUUCGCCUUCCAAGAGAUCAAUGGCGAGACGCUAAUAGUGUGGUUCUGUCUGGACUACUUCUCGGAUUUCCUCUAUCUGGCGGACAUCUUGUUCCACUUCCGAACGGGAUACCUCGAGGACGGCGUCCUACAAACGGACGCGGCCAAGCUCCGGGCGCACUAUAUGAACUCCACGACCUUCUACAUCGACUGCUUGUGUCUCCUGCCACUGGACUUCCUCUACCUCUCCAUCGGGUUCAACUCCAUACUACGCUCCUUUCGUCUCGUCAAAAUCUACCGCUUCUGGGCAUUCAUGGACCGCACGGAACGACACACGAACUACCCAAACUUGUUUAGAUCAACCAGUUUAAUUCAUUAUUUAUUAGUGAUAUUCCAUUGGAACGGGUGCUUGUACCAUAUAAUAUAUAAAAACAAUGGGUUCGGUAGUAAAAACUGGGUGUAUCAUGACACUGAAACCGCGGACGUUGUGAAACAGUAUCUACAGAGCUAUUAUUGGUGCACGUUGGCGCUCACGACGAUAGGUGACCUGCCGCGGCCGAGGAGCAAAGGAGAGUACGUCUUCGUGAUAGCACAGCUUCUCUUCGGGCUGCUUCUCUUCGCGACGGUACUGGGACACGUGGCCAACAUCGUCACGUCGGUCAGCACCGCCAGGAAAGAGUUCCAGGCGAAAUUGGACGGCGUGAAGACUUACAUGCGCAUGCGGCGGGUGCCCAACAACCUGCAAGUGAAGGUGAUCAAGUGGUUCGACUACCUCUGGCUCACGCAGAAGUGCUCUGAUGAGGAGAAGGCCGUGUCGUGUCUGCCGGACAAGCUGAAGGCGGAGAUCGCUAUCAACGUGCAUUUGGACACUUUGAAGAGGGUGGAAAUCUUCCAAAAUACGGAGGCUGGAUUCCUGUGUGAGCUGGUGUUGAGGCUGCGACCCGUUUUGUUCUCGCCAGGCGAUUUUAUCUGCAGAAAAGGCGAAGUCGGGAAGGAGAUGUACAUAGUGAACCGAGGCAAACUGCAGGUGGUAGGCGACAACGGGAAGACCGUGCUAGCAACACUCAAGGCGGGUUCUUAUUUUGGCGAAAUUUCCAUUCUGAACAUGGGCACGGCAGGCAACCGGCGGACAGCAUCAGUGCGGUCCGUCGGCUACUCGGACUUGUUCGUGCUGAGCAAGAAGGACAUGUGGGACGUGCUGAAGGAGUACCCAGCAGCCAGGGUGCGGCUCGAGGCGAUCGCAGUCAAGAGACUUGAGAAGUAUAAGAAAGCGCCGCUUGAGAAAGUGGCGAUGGGUCGCUGCCAAUCGACGCCCGGGCUCGUGGAGACGAGCGGGCGCAUUCCCAUCGAGGAGAUGCAGCUUCCGCCCGCGCCGGCGCUGCCGCCGAUGCACCCCUCUCACCCGCCUUCCUACCGGGACCAGCUUUAUAGGUUUGGAACUGAAAAACGAUUUUCGUCAGUAAGCCCUCUUCGUGUAGCAUCACCAGUAGCGUCAUUGGCGUCGAGCGCGCGUAGCAGCGCGGCCGGCGGCGGCAGCGUCGCGGCUGGCAGCGGCCCGCGUGGUCACAUCGACACCCACGAGCAGUUGGAGUGCGAGAUCAAGCGGCUGAGAGAACGGCUGUACACAGUCGAGACCGAGAAUGCCGCUAUGUCUGUGAAGCUCAAUCAACAGCAGUGGGAAGUGGAGCACAGCUGGUUUCUGCUAGACACUCACGAGCAGUUAGAGUGCGAGAUUAAGCGGCUGAGAGAACGACUGUACACAGUCGAGACCGAAAACGCCGCUAUGUCUGUGAAGCUCAAUCAACAGCAGUGGGAAGUGGAGCACAGACUGCAAGAGAUCGAGAUGCAGAUCUGCGGCGGCAGCUCGCUCAGCUCGCAGGAGGACAACGAGCGGAACCGCGAGAGCAUCAUUUAA